This is a messenger RNA of Cooperia oncophora, 732 nucleotides long. The record is from the annotation of a GenBank genome assembly. NCBI's taxonomy places the organism in Eukaryota, Metazoa, Nematoda, Chromadorea, Rhabditida, Trichostrongylidae.
AUGGAAGUCCUGUCCUUGAGGCAAAAGAUCGUCUUGAGUAGACAGGCCAUCCACUUCCUCCACCGAUGCCUGCGUCAGAAGAUCAUACCAAACUUCAUAAAACAGAAGAAAUUGGACGAGACCUUGGGCAAAGCAAGAGGCGAUCAACGACUACAGGCACUCGAAUUGCAUAUUCUACGAAUGGCGCUGAGGAGCAAGCGAGACUAUAUGUAUACUUUGCUCAACAAGUGUAACCCGGCUACUGGUGGAAGUGGGGGAGAUAGGGACAACCAAAGGGUCACUUUGAUUGGUAGCGUCAGUUUGUCUGAGGAGGCGCUAUCACUCUUGGAUAUGGGACCUAGUUUCUCUCCCAGCCGCUCGCUAUGUAAGACCGUGACGCAGAAAAUCGUCGGCAACCUACAAUCACUGCACGACAGACUGCGACAAAGGGCCAGGAUCGAUAGUCGACCCGAGGGGUUUAAUACCGUCAGCUGCUGUGGCAUACCGCCCCCACCUUUCCCCGCCACAUAUCUGGGGUCUCAGGAGCCCAACCCAGAAAUGGACUCGAAGUUCCGCAUUUUCGCCGACUCAUUGUUUGCGUUAUUGCGUCGUAACAUCGGUAAACGAACCUGUCAGAAACCUCACCUCGGCUCAGAGUCGGGGAUAAGCGUGAGCGACAAAGGCGGAGAAUUUGUGGUUCUGUCACAGGCAAUGGACAGAGCUAUCACACGGGCUCACCUUCAGGAUAGAACG